AUGUUGCAACUAUUUUCAAGUGUUAUUGUCGCUGUUGCGAUAUUCGAUUUGGUAUGUGCAGAAUAUAUACCACUGGGUCAUGCCACCAGCUACGCUACUGUGGUACAACAUGAACAAGUGCCACAGCAUGAUGGCUAUUCGAGUUCAGGUAAUUAUGUGACUUUAGGAGAUAAGGAUUACGCACACUAUGUGCACGAACCACGCCACUAUCCGAAAUAUGCAUUCGAAUAUGGGGUUAAGGAUUCGCAUACUGGCGAUAACAAGAGGCAUUGGGAACAACGUGAUGGCGGUCAUGUCAAAGGUGGUUACACACUACUUGAAGCUGAUGGCACUACUCGUGUUGUUGAAUACUCGGCUGAUGAUCACAAUGGCUUCAAUGCUAUAGUGAAGAAGAUCGGACAUGCGCACCAGCCAAAAGUGUAUUAUCAUAAGGAAGCCUAUAAUUAUGACGACCACAAACAAUAUCCUCCAGGGCAUUCCAGCAGCUAUGUGGAAAUUAAACAACACCAUUAA
Bactrocera oleae (olive fruit fly) is the source of this 513-nucleotide messenger RNA. Its product is annotated as cuticle protein 18.6-like. NCBI's taxonomy places the organism in Eukaryota, Metazoa, Arthropoda, Insecta, Diptera, Tephritidae. Gene Ontology annotation, cellular component: extracellular matrix. The record is from RefSeq and is a predicted model, not a curated record.